Hydractinia symbiolongicarpus is the source of this 507-nucleotide messenger RNA. RefSeq lists its product as uncharacterized. NCBI's taxonomy places the organism in Eukaryota, Metazoa, Cnidaria, Hydrozoa, Anthoathecata, Hydractiniidae. The transcript has a single exon. The record is from RefSeq and is a predicted model, not a curated record. Bases 1 to 507 code for a protein of 168 amino acids.
AUGACCUUUGAUGGGAACUUGAGGGAACACUGGAAGAAAUGGAAACAAGAACUGGAAUUCUAUCUAGUGGCUACAGAAAAGGAUAGCAAGUCAAUGAAAGUUAAGUCAAGUAUUUUGUUAACAUGCAUAGGUCCACAAGGAAGAGAAAUUUAUAACACAUUUUCAUUUAACGAUGAUGAAGAGGCUAUGGACUUUGACCUAAUUAUAAAUAAAUUUAAUGAAUACUUCUUGCCAAAAAGGAAUAUUACUCUAUUAAGACACAAGUUCUUCACAUACAAACAGAAAGAAGGACAAUCAUUUGCUGAAUUUGUUAUACAACUCAAAAAACUCUCAAAAGAUUGUGAAUUUAAUGACUUAAGAGAAUCCCUAAUGAGAGAUGUUAUAAUUGUAGGUGUAAGUGAUGAUCGACUAAGAGAGAGAAUGUUGAGAGAACCUGACCUAAACCUAGACAAGGCUUUGCAACUAGGGAACUCUGCUGAACAAACAAAAUCCAUGUCAAAGAACUGA